This is a messenger RNA of Leptopilina boulardi, 897 nucleotides long. Its product is annotated as pre-mRNA-splicing factor Syf2. Lineage: Eukaryota; Metazoa; Arthropoda; Insecta; Hymenoptera; Figitidae. The record is from RefSeq and is a predicted model, not a curated record. Bases 127 to 822 code for a protein of 231 amino acids. Gene Ontology annotation, cellular component: post-mRNA release spliceosomal complex; catalytic step 2 spliceosome; Prp19 complex. The transcript is spliced from 4 exons.
UGCAAUAGUUGUCAGGAUUUAAUAACAAAGGUUUGCUUUUUGUGACGUUUGUUAUUGGCCUUUAAGACAAUAUUUUCUUUAUUAAAAUUUUUAAAAUUUAUUUUUAUCGAUAAAUUGUUAGAAAAAAUGAGUGAAUCAGUGACUAGUGGUAGUAGUGGAAAAACUUUGGAGGAAAGAAGAGCUGAACGAAUGAAAAAAUUGCACGAACUUCAUUUAAAACGAAAUGAAGCAAGAACACAAAAUCACAAGGCAGUUGUUGAGGAAGACAAAAGGCAGAAUUUACCAAAAAAUUGGGAAUCACGUAAACGUCAAGCAGAUUGGAUACUGCAAGAUGAAGCUGCACGAAAAGAUGCCGAAGAAAAAGGCUUGGAUUACGAUCGUGUGAAAUUAUUAAAUACAGAAGCAGUUGAAGCUGAACGAUUAUUGCGUAAGCAAAAGAAAAAAAAUCCCGAUCCUGGAUUCUCUGAUUAUGAGCAGGCAACAUUUCGACAAUAUAAUCGCAAUAUUAAGGGUAUUAAACCAAAUAUGGAAUCAUACGAUGAGGCAAAAGAAAAACUUGGUUCAGCAUUUUAUGGCGAUAGAAAUACAAUAUUACAUGGUUUACAUGUAGAUAAAAAAGAUGCUGUCGAUAAAAUGGUUGACGAUUUGGAAAAACAAAUUGCAAAGAGAAAUAAAUACAGCCGACGUCGAACUCACAAUGAUGAUGCAGAUAUUGAUUAUAUUAAUGAGAGAAAUGCAAAAUUCAAUCAAAAAUUGGAACGUUUUUAUGGCGAGCACACGAGGGAAACAAAACUCAAUUUGGAAAGAGGAACAGCGAUAUAAUUUUAUUUUUUUUUUAGACGAAAAAAGAAAAAAAAGGAGAGGAUAAAUCGAAUAAAUAAAUUUAUUUAUUCGAUA